CACAGGCUCGUGGCCGAGCUCGGGGACGUGGAGCCCGCGCGUCCUUCUGGGGGGUCGGCGAAGACCCGGCUCCGCGCGGUGGCCGGGCCGCCCUCCCCUGCUGGGGCCUCUGCGGAGCGAACGGCCUGCAGAGGAUGCGUCGGGGAAACCCCAGGACCCUGGACUGGCACUGCCGGUCGCCGUCGACCAACUUCCGGCGCCGCUCAGGGCCCGCGAUCGCGCCGUAGCCAGGCAACCAGCGCGCAGGCGCAGUAGGCCCUCGGCGGCCCGCAGCUCCUACCGCCCUCGGCGCAUGCGCCGGCGCCGCCGCCGCCUCCUGCCCUCCAGCCUCCCGGCCCAACGGAAGAAUGAGAGGAGCGCGCCCGCGUGAGGGCCCUGCGCUUCUCAGUGAGGCAGAGUAGCCGUUCUCGCUGCGUGAGCCUGCUAGCAUCGGUCCUGCAGACUGAUUUCCCCCUUGUGGCCUUGAGUGAAGAAUCCCAUCACUUCUCACAUCUUAAAACGAAAAAAGACUGGGAGAAAGAGCCAGCGUAACCAAGGCGACGUCCCGGGGCGGCCCCGGCGCGUCCGGCUGGGCAGGUGGCGAGGGGCGGGGCCAAGCGCUCCAAUUAAGGAAAAGCUGUACCCUGCUUCCUUCUGGAAGUAGCAUCUACUUGUGCAAGAGAGUAGCCAUGCAGCCGCCACCCCAGGCAGUCCCGUCUGGCGCUGCUGGGCCACCUCCAGCUGGGAACCCUCGGAGCAUGUUCUGGGCUGGCAGCCCUUACAGGAGGCGAGCGAAUAAUAAUGCACCAGUGGCUCCGCUCACUUGCCCGUUGCAGCCGGUGACGGAUCCGUUUGCUUUUAGUAGACAGGCGCUCCAAAGCACACCGCCAUUCAAAAGCAGCCCACCUGUCCUGCAGGGCCCAGCAGCCCCUGGGUUUUCUCAGCAGCCCGGUUUGCUUAUGCCUCACACGCAAGCCAGGGACGGCUCUCAGGGGCCCUGCGAGCCCCUGCCGGGACCUCUGUCACAGCCCAGAGCAGAUGCCACUCUGCUUUCUGGUGCAUCAGCAUCUUCAGCACCUCAUGGGCCUGAGCUGAACAGGAGUGCAGAGGGCGGUCCCAGGUCAGAGCCUGAAGUUCAGACCCUGCCACAUCCACCUCACUGCAUUCCAGGAGUGGAUCCUGAAACGUCUCAUGGGGGCCAUCCUCAGGGGAACACAUCUGGGCUUGACCGACCCCUAAGCAGGCAAAACCCACAUGAUGGUGUGGUUACCCCAGCGGCAUCGCCUUCCCUGCUCCAGCCUCAUCUGCAGACGCCGGGACAGUGGGGGCCACUGCAGCCCUCAGGGCAACAUCGUUCACCCUGCCCUGAAGGACCCACUCAGAGCGGGCUGCCUGGUGCUGCCAGCAUUCCUCAUUUCCCUACUCCGUCCAUCCUGCAUCAGGGCCCUGGUCACGAGCAACACAGCCCUCUAGUGGCUCCCCCGGCAGCUUUGGCCAUUGACGGAAGAGACGAGGUGGGCCAUUUGCAAAGUGGAAGCCACCUGGCCAGUAACUUUGACCCUGAAAAUACAUUCAGGCAAAAUCCUAGAAUUGUGAAUAAUUGGGCAAGCCCGGAGCUCAGGCAGAAUCCAGGAGUGAAGAAGGAGCACCGGCCCACCGGUGCUCUUGUGAACCCCCUUGCCCAGGGAGAUAGCCCAGAAAACCAAUCGCACCAUCCACUGGGGGCUGGGGCCAGCCGCGUCCCGCUGGAAGCAGACUCGGGAGCUCUGGCGAUGUUUUUCCAAGGGGGAGAGACAGAAAAUGAGGAGAAUCUCUCAUCUGAAAAGGCAGGCUCAUCUGGUCAAGCAGACUUUGACGAUUUCUGCUCCAGCGCUGGACUGGGCCGUCCACUCCCACCUGCACACAUGGAGGCAGGUGGCCUCUGUCAGGCCCUUCUCCCAGGCCCCAGCAGUGAGGCCACUGGUGAUGGGUGGGGUGAUGCAGCAGGCACAGGGGUGCCGGACACCAGUGGCUCGCAGUAUGAGAAUGUUGAGAACUUAGAAUUCAUUCAGAAUCAGGAAGUUCUGCCAAGUGAGCCCCUCAGUUUGGACUCUUCCUCCUCAAGUGUCCAGUUCAGAUGUGGGCCCCUUCCUGGGCCAGCGGUACCCAGGCAUGGUGCUGUGUGCCAUGCUGGAACCCCCGAUGCCACACUGCAUGUAGUGAACCCUGACGGCCUGGCAUCUGGCUAUAGCAGCAGAAGCCACAGGAGGCUUUCGGGCUCAGCCAGGCCCCAGGAACUGGUUGGCACGUUCAUUCAGCAAGAAGUUGGAAAACCCGAGGAUGAAGCUUCAGGUAGUUUUUUUAAGCAAAUUGAUUCCUCUCCCAUAGGAGGUGAGACAGAUGAGACCACUGUAAGCCAGAAUUACCGUGGCAGUGUGUCCCAGCCUUCAACCCCAAGCCCCCCAAAACCUACAGGAAUAUUUCAGACAAGUGCAAAUAGCUCUUUUGAACCAGUAAAAUCCCACUUAGUUGGGGUAAAACCAUUUGAGGCGGAUCGUGCCAAUGUGGUGGGUGAAGUUAGGGAGACCUGUGCCCAGCAGAAGCAGCGCAGACCAGCUGCCGCCCUGCCUAAUGCUUCCCCUGGCAACCUGGAGCAGCCACCAGACAACAUGGAGACCCUCUGUGCACCCCAGGUCUGCCCUUUGCCUCUCAGCUCUACCACGGAACCCGGGCACAUGGCUCCACAUGCAGGGGUGCCGCCAUUGGAUACUGUGUAUCCAGCCCCUGAGAAGAGGCCUUCGGCCAGGGCCCAGGGGCCUGGGAAGUGCGAGAGCCCAGCAACGACUCUGUGGGCGCAGAGUGAGCUGCCAGACUUCGGAGGCAAUGUCCUCCUGGCCCCUGCAGCCCCAGUGCUUUAUGUGCCUGCAAAACCUCAGCCACCUGAAGUUGUUCAGCCUCCAGAAGAGGCGGCGUCCGGGCAGCAGUCACAGAAGCCAAGCUUGGCGGCCCCUUUGCAGAGCCGAGGUGGCAUUGGUGCUUCCGAGAACCUUGAGAACCCUCCCAAAAUGGGAGAAGAGGAGGCCCUUCAGUCCCAGGCGAGUUCUGGUUAUGCCAGUUUGUUAUCCUCACCGCCCACUGAGUCUGUGCAGAAUCCGCCCGUCUUGAUUGCCCAGCCUGAUCACAGCUACCAUCUGGCUCAGCCCAUUCACUUUUCUGUGUCCUUACCGAACCCUAAUGAGAAGAAUCAGUCCUGGAGAGAGACUUUGGUGGGGGAUAGACCUGCAGUCAGCAGCUGGGCUCUCAGCGGUGAUUCUGGGGAGAACGCUUCUCUGUCUGGGAUUCCAACCAGCUCUGUGCUUAGCUUGUCUCUGCCUAGCAGUGUUUCCCAGAGUAAUUUUCUACAAGGUUCUGGUGCUUCUGAAAUGGUUUCUAAUCAGCCUGCCAAUUUGCUGGUUCAACCACCGUCCCAGCCAAUUCCAGAGAACUUGGUUCCAGAAAGUCAGAAGGAUGCUAAGGCAGGAAGUGCUCUUCCCGGGUUUGCUAAUAGCCCUGCAGGAAGCACAAGUGUGGUGUUAGUUCCACCUGCAAAUGGCACCCUGGUGCCUGAUGGUGAUAAGGCAAACCAUUCCAGUCAUCAGGAAGACACCGGCGGAGCCCUAGACUUUACCUUAGGCAGGGCUUCGGAAAACCCCUUGAGCAUGUACAGCCCGUCCCUUCCUGAAGGCCUCGCUUCUCAGCAAGCUGCUGCCGGUCAUCCCAGACAAUCUGGGCCCGGGGCGCCUAACCCGGACUGUUUUUAUCAGCAGGUCAUGAAAGACGCCCAGGGCCAGCAUGGCCUGGAAAAAGCCCAGCAGGAGCUGUUGCUGCCCCAGCAACGGGCUUCUUCCCCACAAGUGCCCAAAGCCAUGUUUUCAGAGCUGUCAAAUUCAGAAAGUCUGCCAGCACAGGGACAGUCCCAGAACUCAGUCCAGCCACCAGCAACUCUGGCUCCGGCCAACACGGGUCAGCAGCUGCCACCUCGGCUGCUUCAGCCUUCCAGUGCGUCGCUGGUGUCCGCCAGCUCCAGCCAGGCAGCCAUGCCAUCAGAGCAGCCGUGGCCACAGCCGGUCCCUGUGCUUGCUCCCGGCCUGCCGCCUCCGGACCUGGCCGCCUACUACUACUACCGGCCUCUGUACGAUGCCUACCAGUCUCAGUACCCCUCGCCGUACCCGCCGGAGCCUGGUGCGGCCUCCCUCUAUUACCAGGAUAUCUACAGCCUCUACGAGCCUCGAUACAGGCCCUAUGACAGCGCAGCGUCCACCUACACCGAGAACUACCGCUACCCUGAGCCUGAGCGGCCCAGCUCCCGAGCCAGCCACUCCUCAGAGCGGCCACCUCCCAGGCAGGGGUAUCCUGAAGGGUACUAUGGUUCCAAAAGCGGAUGGAGCAGUCAGAGCGAUUACUACGCAGGUUACUAUUCCAGCCAGUGCAGUUACGGAGAUCCAGGUCAGUGGGAUCAUUACCACUACAGUGCUGGAGUCAGGGACCCCCACACCUAUGACCGGAGGUACUGGUGCGACGUGGAGUACGACACGUACCGGAGAGAGCACUCUGCCUACGGAGACAGGCCUGAGAAACGUGAUAGCAACUGGAGAUACGACCCUCGCUUCACAGGGAGUUUUGACGAUGACCCUGAUCCUCACAGAGACCCUUAUGGAGAAGAGGUGGACCGGCACAGCGUCCACAGUGAGCAGUCGGCGCGGAGCCUGCGCAGCACACACAGUCUGGCCAGCCACCGCAGCAGCCUCAGCUCCCACUCACGCCAGAGUCAGAUUUACAGAAGCCACAACAUGACUGCCAGUUCCUACGAGGCCCCACUUCUUCCAGGCUCCUUUCACGGUGAUUUCGCCUACGGCCCCUACCGCAGCAAUUUCAGCAGUGGCCCAGGCUUCCCAGAGUUUGGCUAUCCUGCAGACACUGCCUGGCCUGCUGUGGAGCAAGUUUCAUCAAGACCAACUUCUCCUGAGAAAUUUUCAGUGCCUCAUGUCUGUGCCAGGUUUGGCCCUGGCGGUCAGCUUAUCAAAGUGAUUCCCAAUCUGCCUUCAGAAGGACAGCCGGCCCUGGUUGAGGUCCACAGCAUGGAGGCCCUGCUGCAGCACACAUCCGAGCAGGAGGAGAUGCGGGCGUUUCCGGGACCCCUGGGCAAAGACGACACCCAUAAAGUGGAUGUUAUUAAUUUUGCACAGAACAAAGCCAUGAAAUGUUUGCAGAACGAAAAUUUAAUUGACAAAGAGUCUGCAAGUCUUCUUUGGAAUUUUAUUGUUCUCCUUUGCAGACAGAACGGGACCGUGGUAGGGACUGAUAUUGCGGAGCUUCUGUUACGAGACCACAGAACAGUGUGGCUUCCUGGGAAGUCACCCAAUGAGGCCAACCUGAUUGAUUUCACGAAUGAGGCGGUGGAGCAGGUAGAAGAGGAGGAGUCCGGCGAGGCCCAGCUCUCCUUCCUCACUGGUGGUCCCAUGGCUGCUGCCAGCUCGCUGGAGAGAGAGACCGAGAGGUUCCGGGAGCUGUUGCUGUAUGGCCGUAAGAAGGAUGCUUUGGAGUCUGCCAUGAAGAACGGCUUGUGGGGUCACGCGCUACUGCUUGCAAGUAAGAUGGACAACUGGACGCACGCCCGAGUCAUGACCAGGUUUGCCAACAGCCUCCCAAUCAACGAUCCCCUUCAGACUGUCUACCAGCUCAUGUCCGGGCGGAUGCCUGCCGCGUCCACGUCCUGUGGAGAUGAGAAAUGGGGAGAUUGGAGGCCGCACCUCGCCAUGGUCUUGUCCAACUUGAACAACAACGUGGACGUUGAGUCCAGGACGAUGGCCACCAUGGGCGACACUCUGGCUUCCAAGGGCCUCUUAGAUGCUGCACACUUUUGCUACCUUAUGGCCCAGGUUGGAUUUGGGGUUUAUACAAAGAAAACUACAAAACUUGUCUUAAUCGGAUCAAAUCACAGUUUACCAUUCUUAAAGUUUGCGACCAAUGAAGCGAUCCAGAGGACGGAGGCCUAUGAGUACGCCCAGUCCCUGGGGGCCCAGACCUGCUCCCUGCCCACUUUCCAGGUGUUUAAGUUCAUCUACUCCUGCCGCCUGGCGGAAAUGGGGCUGGCCACGCAAGCCUUCCACUACUGCGAGGCCAUCGCGAAGAGCAUCCUGACGCAGCCGCACCAGCACUCCCCGGUGCUCAUCAGCCAGCUUGUGCAGAUGGCUUCCCAGUUACGACUCUUUGAUCCCCAGCUGAGAGAGAAGCCAGAAGAGGAGUCCUUGACCUCACCUGCCUGGCUGGUUCACCUGCAGCAGGUGGAGCGGCAGAUCAAGGAGGGGGCCAUGGUGUGGCCUCAGGACGGAGCCUUCCCACAGCAGUGUCCUGGCACGCCAAGCUCCGAGGUGGAGCAGUUGGAGGGGCCAGGAGUCAGUCAGCCGGUGGCCCUGGGGAUCGCCAACCCACUGCUGGCAGUGCCUGCACCGAGCCCUGAGCACUCGAGCCCAAGCGUGCUGCUGCUGCCCUCAGCUCCGCCAACGCUCCCUGAUGGCCCAUUGGCCAGUCCUGCCGGGGUGCCAAUGUUCCCAGUGUCACCGCCCCUGGGGCCCCUCGAGCCGGGUCCUGGCUGUGUGACUGCAGGGUCUGCACUUGGCUUCCCAGAUCCCUCCAGGCCUGAUCCUGCAACUCUGGGCCUGGGGCCUGGCCUGCCAUCUGGCGUGCCACCUCUCCAGGAAAGGAGACACCUGCUUCAGGAAGCCAGGAGCCCAGACCCAGGGUCGGUGCCGCAGGAUGUGCCUGUUGGAAACUCACUUUCGGAGCUAAGCGAAGAAAAUUUUGCUGGAAAAUUUGCGAAUCUGCCCCAAAUCUCCAGUGAACGCCCUCAUUCGGAGGUCCCCCCAGGGUGGGAUCAUGCUGACUCGGGUCCGACGCAGCCACCUCUGUCUCUCUCACCUGCUCCUGAAACGAAGAGACACGGACAAGCAACCAAGAAAGAGACAAAGGACACUAAGAAGAGUGAAUCCUGGUUAUCUCGUUUGCUACAUGGGAAGAGAAAGACAGAAGCUUAUUUGCCAGAUGACAAGAACAAAUCGAUUGUUUGGGAUGAAAAGAAAAACCAGUGGGUGAAUUUAAAUGAGCCAGAAGAGGAGAAGAAGGCUCUUCCCCCACCUCCAACCUCCUUUCCCAAGGCUGUGCCAGCUGCCCCGCCUGGCCUCGAAGGGCCUCCUGGAGGGCCCGUGAACAUGUUCUCUAGAAGAGCAGCUGGAACCAGAGCUCGCUACGUUGAUGUCCUGAACCCGAGCGGGGCCCAGCGGAGUGAGCCAGCGCUUGCUCCUGCGGACUUUGUCGCUCCGCUUGCACCACUCCCGGUUCCUUCUAACUUGUUCGUGCCGAGCCCGGAUGCAGAAGAACCACAGCUUCCAGAUGGGGCUGUCAGGGAAGGACCAGCACCAGCUAGGGGCCUGGCCAAUCCAGAACCUGCCCCAGAGUCCAAGGUUUUAAGUUCUGCAGCAUCACUUCCUGGCUCUGAGUUCCCCUCCUCCAGGCCCGAGGGGUCCCAGGGAGGAGAGGCUCCUGGUGACCCUGCUGCAGGGGGCCCUCCUGGCGGGGCCGUGCCCUUCUACAACCCUGCUCAGCCGGCACAGGCCUGUGGCACCUCUGGGAGCUCAAGGCUAGGACGGAUCAGCCAGAGGAAGCACCCGGUACUGAACUAGGCUCGCCCCACUGUGAACUUGCACUUGGAGCCCUGACACUGCUGUUCUCCCCAAGAACCCGACUGACUGCCGUGACUGCUGCCCUGUCCCCAGAGAGACACAGCUGUGAUGCCAAGCUGGUCGCACGUUGCACCUCCCGCUCCCCACCCAUCCUAAUGAAUUAUUUUGAAAAUUAAUUCCACCGUCCUUUCAGAUGCUGAUGGAAAGACUGAACCUUUGACUCAGAAGUGUCUGCCGAAAAGAAUGACGUGACUUUCUUAGUCACUUCGGGUGAUUGAAGGGUGUAGCAUUCCUGCUCGUUUAAGAAUGCUUCAUUCCCUGACGCUGAUGCUGUCUCUGCCACAGGAGAGCCACGUGCUCGGUGGUAACCACAGGCCUGCCUCUCCAAGCUCAGCUGUGAGUCCCGAGCUUCCUUUAAGGUGCCGGGACCAAAGAGCAACUGGCUGAGGGGGACCCCAAACCCUGCUCUGCACCAGCGGGGCACUCACCAUGUUUGGACCUGGCUGAAUGAGGGGAGGGCACUGUGUUCUCACUCAGCGUCUCGGAGGAGCCGCGGGGUUCGUUGAGUGUCAGUUCACAGCUUUUGAGAGAGGCCCUAGUUACUGAAGUGACUUUCUCUCCUGCUGCAAAGACAUUUCCAGCCUUGCUUUCCCUUCUGUGCCCUUAUUAGGACCAUAGGUGAUUCUGUGCACCCAAAGUGCUGGCCACCACCCACCCACCAGGUGUGGCCCAGUCACUGGGAAGGAGCCGACUGUCUGACGUGAUGGCUCCGGGUGGCCAUCUGGGGUGAAAACGCAACUGUGACGUUUGAUUUGGGCUUCAUUUUGCGUGUGGGAGCUGCUUAGACUCACUGUUAAGGAGGCUGGAUGCCGUUCUCUAAACGGCUGCCCUUCCCCCUUCCGUGAGCACUUUCCGUGCUGCAGGCCAUGUGACCCACUUUCUCACCCGGGGGACACUGGCUUAGGGGUCGGUAGCAUCUUGGGGACAGCAGCUCUGGCACCUGGUAUUUCUGUCCCGAUGUCCUGGUGGACUUAGCCCUGUGGAACUCAGAGUUCAACGCUGAUGCAAAGCUUUAAGGCUUCUCUGACUGUUCUGAAAACUGUUCAUAUCCUUGUUAUGUCUAAAGAGACAAAAGAUUUAAAUACUAAUAAAACUCAAUAGAUAAUUUCUGCGGGUUGGUGUUUUAAAUUUCAGUGUAGAAAUGGUAGAAUGUGGGAUCAGCACGGGCCCUUCCUGGCUUUCUGUUUCACUUGAUCAUUUAGCAGAGACCCCCAGGAUGUUUCACAGGCGUGUCUGCCUGAUCCAUUUGUCCUUGUCACUUGGAGAAAGGCCUGUCCCUGUGACGGGGCAGCCCGCUCUGUCCCUUGGUCAGCUCGUGUGGUUCCAGGGACCUCCUCCGGUCCGCCCUGCCUGCUGUUCUGGGGUCGACUGCCACGAUUUUUGAUUCAAGAAGCUUCCUCCAGGCGGAAGCAGCUAUUUUUCCUAAAUGCGAAUUGUUACAUUGCAAAUUGUUGAAUAAAAUAUUUUGCGCUCCUUCAA
Messenger RNA from Callithrix jacchus (white-tufted-ear marmoset), 9215 nucleotides. It is a transcript of the gene SEC16A, whose product is annotated as SEC16 homolog A, endoplasmic reticulum export factor. NCBI's taxonomy places the organism in Eukaryota, Metazoa, Chordata, Mammalia, Primates, Cebidae. The record is from RefSeq and is a predicted model, not a curated record. Gene Ontology annotation, cellular component: ER to Golgi transport vesicle membrane; endoplasmic reticulum exit site. Gene Ontology annotation, biological process: Golgi organization.